This is a messenger RNA of Sclerotinia trifoliorum, 1524 nucleotides long. Lineage: Eukaryota; Fungi; Ascomycota; Leotiomycetes; Helotiales; Sclerotiniaceae. The record is from the annotation of a GenBank genome assembly.
GGUUGUCAUCCCCAACCUUGCUGUUGCUCUUGAAGCUCCAACGAAAGUCAACGAACUUCUCCAACAUCUUUUGAAUUCACACAAACCUUCCCCCAGCUCUACACAUACCAAUCGCCCAUCAUGUCACACGCUUUGUCGGACGACCAGGUAAGUAAACUUAUUUCCAACAAUUAUAUCAGUCUCAAGGUGUUAUACUAAUGUUAUAAUCCUAGGUGUCGCAGGUACAGCUUCCACCUUCCCACGGGUUUCAUGCCCAAAUUCCGCCAUUAACAUAAUGUGAAAACAGGAGCUGAAGAAGAUGACUGCAUUCAUCAAACAAGAAGCCAUGGAAAAAGGUCGUGAAAUCGAACUCAAAGCAAAUGAUACGUCUCCACCACCAAGAACCAACCAUUUCUCACUCCUCCUAACAUCCUCAAACAGGAAUUUGCUAUUGAGAAAUCUAAGUUAGUCCGUCAAGAAACUUCAGCUAUCGAUACCCAAUACGAGAAGAAAUUCAAGACCGCACGUAUGUCCCAGCAAAUCACUCAGUCGACCGUCACAAAUAAGACUCGUCUCAAGGUCCUUUCUGCGCGUCAAGAGCUCCUCGAUGGUAUUUUCGAAAAGGCGCAGGGUAGAUUGAAGGAGGCUACGCAAGAUAAGGGCAAAUAUACGGAGAUUUUGAAGAACUUAUUGUUGGAGGGAAUGUAUGCGUUGAAUGAGGGGAAGGUGCAGGUUAGAGGGAGAAAACAGGAUUAUGAUGUUAUUAAGAAGGCGAUCGAGGAUGCGCAGAAAGAGUACAAAGAGAAGACGAAGAAGGAUAUUGUGGCGAGUAUAGAUGAGAAGAAUCCUUUGCCGGAGGAAUCGUAGGUUUAGUCUUAUGGUAUGACCGGGUGCGUAAGCUAACUUCCGAACAGUGCUGGUGGUUUGUCCAUUAUUGGCGGUGGAGGCAAGAUCGAUAUCAACAAUACUUUUGAGGAGCGCCUGAAGUUACUCCAAGACAACGCAUUACCCUCUGUUCGAACAACAUUAUUUGGACCUAAUGUCAACCGAAAAUUCUACGAUUAGGUGCUUAAUGGAUGAAGAGCAUUGUGUUUUGCGAGUCUGAAGAGGGGUAUGAAAGGAGCUUUGCACAUUCAAAUUAUACAAUAUUGCAGGUUUUGUCGGUAGAGCGUGUAUGAUACAUUAACAUCAAUAUCAUUAUGAAGAUUGCAUACAAUAUGUUUGAUCUUGAGAAUAUACAAAUGACCAAGGGCUUCGUUUAGAAGUGACUUGGCUAUGUUCUGGGGCCGGUACCUGCUUAAUUUGCUUUCUUUACAAAGUUAGACAUGCUCUUUUGCAUCCCCCCUAGAGCCUCCUGCCGUCUCUCAUAGAAUUUUUUCGUCUCUUCAUAAAACAUAUUUUUCGGCUUCGGUCUAGUUCGAACCGUAUGUUCGAUUCUCCUCUCCACCAAACUUAGAUUUUCCUUUGCUUCCAUCCUCGAAGAAUGUUGUGCACCCGAGGCCUUGAUAUCAAAAGUAGUAAGUCUAUUAGUCAACUCAUCUACGU